UCAGUUUAGUUUGCCGCCUUCACGACAGCAGUUAAGACGGACAGUAUCACGGAGAGAUGGAAACUGUCAGCAGAGAUAUGGCGGAGUCGGACCCUCGCUUCAGGACCUGGGAGGAGUUAGAGGAUAUCCCCGCCAUUGACAGCACCGUCCAGUGGUACGAGAGAGUCAAGCAGGCGUGUUUGGUGACGGAAGCAGGCCUCUCGGCGUUAGAGUGGGGUAUUCAGUCCCUGGCCGACAUCUUGCAGAUAAAACGACUAGCUGGAUCCUAUAUUGAUGUGGUCACUGGAGACAAGAUAGCAGACUUGAAGGAAUCUUACCCAAUUCUCCAGAAAAGACCCCAAAAGAUCAUGAAAAUUACAAAACACAGGUCGGUGCGAUUCGUCAAGAGGAGAACUCGAUCAGCUCUGGACAACUUUCUGGGUAAAUCUCUGAUGUUUGUCCUGGACACCAUGCUGUGGGUUUCGGAGGGAAUCACGCAGUGUUUGGAACCAAAGGCCAUAACUACGUCAGAAAAACACGUGCAAACGUCACCGAUAUCUACCGAGAAAAGUCCGGAAAUGGCUUGGGUUGACAAGAUUACAGAGGAAGACCAAAGUUUAUUGGAGUUAUUCAGAAGAUUUUUGAUGUUCCCGUUGACAUUUUUCAUUUGUUUUCUGAAAGAAACUAAGAUCUUUAUACAUGGAUCAAAGCAUAACAAAUCUUCCUAUUCCGGUCCCGUCCGGAAAUCGACGCGUAGCGUCAAGUCAAAGACGAUGAGUCCAGAAAGGCUACAGGAAAUUCACGCCCGCAGAAAGGUCUCCCCCAGAAAGCGCCUCCCUUCGUCCUCCUUCCUGGGAAAUCUGAAGAACGCCACCUUCCGGUUGUUUGGACUCUCAACAAGUCACGUGAAGCAGACAGACAUCCGGAAGUUCCUCACCUGCAGCAAGCACAAGUCCCUGAACGAAUGCUCCUUGUUGACCUGUGAGCAAAAGAAAAGAAAGCACCCCGACCAAUCUGACGGCUCCGAGGAUGACCUCACUAACCUUGACCUAGACAGCUAUCUUUCUGAAGAAGACCCUGAUUACGAGCCCACUGAUGAGGAUACAACUGACGUCAGCAUCGACUCGGAGGAGGAGGUUUCCGAGGGGGAACUGGAGGUGGAAUCCUCCAAAGAUGGAGCCUUCAAGAUGCUCAAAGAAAAGUCCAAAUCAACAAGUGUAUCAGAUGACAAGCAGAUUCCUGGAGACAAGGCACUCGACACAAAAAGAACAGACAACAAUAAAAACGAAAAAUCUGUGUUGAAGCCAUCAUUUGAAAUUACAGAAACUAAAACAUCAGUACCAAAGACAAUGGAGAAAGCAAGUCCAGUAUCUCAAACAAAACCAAUGGAAAAAGGUUCUAAACCAACUCAAAAAGUCCCCGACCCUCCUGUGGCUCCUUUGCAAUCACAACGACCACCUUCAGAAUCAAGUGCUCCCUCUCAGCCACAGCGACCGUCACUUCCGGUAUCAAACGCACCGAUGCAGCAAAUGAUGUCACCGCAUGGAAAUAAAAAUAAGCACAAUAAAUCCGGAGGAAAUUCGAAAAACGUUUCGUCUCCGAACCGCCAUGUUAAGCAGCAUAGUUGUAAAACCCCGGAAAACAAAGAGAAUCUCGAAACUUCACUAGAGAAGGAGCUCUCGAAACAAGGAGGUAAAAAUGCACCGGUUGUUAAGGAAACACAGGAGCAGCCAAAGUCCGCUAAUAGUAGUGCAAAAGAGUCGGAUAUUUUGGUGAAAACUGCAAAAACAUAGACCUAGCUAUGUAUGAACUUCCAUCACAGACACUUGUGGAAAUCGUGGAAAAUAAUGGACGCCGUUAUGUUUAUUUACUUUAUAGCUGUCCUUGGUACAACUUGUUUUCAUUUUUUCAGCCAAUUCCUAAGUUGAAACUAGUGCUGACAUUGUUUGUUCUUCAGGUUUUCAUGUUAUUUUUUGUGUGUAAAUGUCGUUCGGAAGUUGUUCUAUAGUUAACAUAUUUAUUUAACUGUGUAUUUGUAUCAACAAAAGAGAUUUAUAAUUUAUUUGGUAUUAAAGUCGCAAUUCAUA
This is a messenger RNA of Magallana angulata, 2066 nucleotides long. RefSeq lists its product as uncharacterized. The coding region runs from base 57 to 1772 and encodes 571 amino acids. The record is from RefSeq and is a predicted model, not a curated record. Lineage: Eukaryota; Metazoa; Mollusca; Bivalvia; Ostreida; Ostreidae. The transcript has 10 exons.